UAAUGACUUUACCCAUGAAUAUCUUUGAACUGUUUACAAUAGGUUUGUCGUUUCACGUUUUGUUUGUAUUUGAUGUUGAGGUGUAGUGUGCCGUUGGUGUGACUUGGUAUUUCGGAGAUGCUGUGACGCUGUAUAAUAAACUGUUUUGUCCAGCAAGCGGUUUAACACACUCUUUAAUAAUGUUUUACCACAUCUCCUUGGAGCAUGAGAUUCUACUUCAUCCACGGUAUUUUGGACCACAGCUUAUUGAAACCGUGAAACAGAAGUUAUAUACGGAGGUUGAAGGAACUUGCACGGGAAAGUAUGGUUUUGUAAUAGCCGUUACAACAAUAGAUCAUAUAGGUGCUGGCCUCAUACAGCCGGGCCAGGGCUUCGUUGUUUAUCCUGUUAAAUAUAAGGCUAUUGUGUUUAGGCCUUUUAAAGGAGAAGUUCUUGACGCUGUCGUCACACAAGUAAACAAGGUUGGGAUGUUUGCCGAGAUUGGUCCGUUGUCGUGCUUCAUUUCACAUCAUUCAAUUCCUGCAGAUAUACAGUUCUGCCCCAAUUCAAAUCCAGCUUGCUACAAAUCAAAGGAAGAAGAUAUUGUUAUAAAUCAGGAUGAUGAAAUUCGAUUGAAGAUUGUUGGCACACGUGUUGAUGCCUCAGGAAUUUUUGCAAUUGGGACAUUGAUGGAUGACUAUUUGGGUCUUGUGGGCAACUGAUCUCAUUCCAGGGAGUGGCCAGUGGUGUCUUUUUUAAAAUAUUAUUUUGUAUAAUCUGAUGCCUAUCGCUUGAUAAGGUGUUAGUUUGCAAUGAAUGUGAAAUGUUUGUAAAAUCUGAACUCAUCAGAAACUUCUGUGAAGGAACUGUUACAUUAUAUUAAUUAUGGAGUACA
Schistocerca gregaria is the source of this 874-nucleotide messenger RNA. RefSeq names its product DNA-directed RNA polymerase II subunit RPB7 (gene Rpb7). Lineage: Eukaryota; Metazoa; Arthropoda; Insecta; Orthoptera; Acrididae. Gene Ontology annotation, biological process: DNA-templated transcription; positive regulation of nuclear-transcribed mRNA poly(A) tail shortening; transcription initiation at RNA polymerase II promoter. Gene Ontology annotation, molecular function: single-stranded RNA binding; translation initiation factor binding; single-stranded DNA binding. The coding region runs from base 180 to 701 and encodes 173 amino acids. The transcript has 8 exons. Gene Ontology annotation, cellular component: P-body; RNA polymerase II, core complex. The record is from RefSeq and is a predicted model, not a curated record.